This is a messenger RNA of Rhipicephalus microplus (southern cattle tick), 623 nucleotides long. RefSeq lists its product as uncharacterized. Lineage: Eukaryota; Metazoa; Arthropoda; Arachnida; Ixodida; Ixodidae. The record is from RefSeq and is a predicted model, not a curated record. Gene Ontology annotation, biological process: symbiont-mediated perturbation of host defenses. Gene Ontology annotation, molecular function: amine binding.
GGCAAGUGGGCAGGGCAUAAUAACUCCUGAAGUUAGAAUGUCCCGAACGGUCAUCGUCGUACACACAUUGCUGGCGUUCCUGCUGCCGACUGUUUUGUGCCUAGGUGAACACAAGCUACGCAGAAACCAAACGAAUGCUUUUCAGGUUUUUGACAUCUUUGCGGAUGGCGUGGCAGUGUACACGUCCAGCCAAGACCCGAGCCUGGAAUGUCUGACCGCCGAGAGGAAGGAAUACAAGCCGAACAAGAAGGUCGUUUAUACCUGGAACCUGCAUGGUAACCCGGGGUCGGAGAAUGAAACUUAUGUGGUCGAGUACUAUCCGGGCCCUUCCAAUGACACGGUGUUCGCCAUUGUAAACCAUGACAAGAAGCACCCUACGUUAGUCAAACUUGACUACAGCAAUAACAAGAACUGCGUUGUCGCCAACUUCCCGUACAAGGGCGAAGUGUGCAUACUGUGGGUGCAGAAAGCGUACGUAUCGACAUUUCCACAAGAAUGUGUCGACCAGUUUGAAGACAUUUGCGACGCCAAAGUUCCCGACUACCAAGAGGGCCUAUGUAACGAGGCUGCAAGCAGUUAAUAAAACACCAGCUUUGUGGACGUGCAAAGUCCAAGUCAAAUUU